Molecule: messenger RNA, 4335 nt
Organism: Chiloscyllium plagiosum (whitespotted bambooshark)
Lineage: Eukaryota; Metazoa; Chordata; Chondrichthyes; Orectolobiformes; Hemiscylliidae
Source: RefSeq, a predicted model, not a curated record
ACUGCUUUCCUGAUUCGUCCAGCCUUUAGGUGGAACGUGAGAAGAUUGGUGCCGGAGGGAGCAGCUGACACCAUGAAUGGAGCCUCUGUGGUUUCCACGUCUGUCCAGACCAUCUCCAUUAAGGAAGAGGCCGAUCUAUGGAGUAAAGAAGAUGUACAAUGUUUGUUGGAUCGGAUAAAGAGCCUGAUCCCAGAGGGAGACUGCAUGAAGUACAAAACCACCGAGUCGCACUUCAACUGGGAGAAAGUGGCAUUCGGACCCUUCACUGGAGAAAUGUGUCGGCUCAAGUGGCUGAAACUGGCCUCUGAGAUCAGAAAAUAUCGCACUCUGAGUGAGCUACUCACAGAUGCUGUGGAGUUUGUGAAAAAUCCAUACAAGGGCAAGAAACUGAAGACUCAUCCUGAUUUUCCGAAGAAACCGUUGACUCCGUACUUUCGAUUCUUCAUGGAAAAAAGAGCCAAAUAUGCCAAGAUUCACCCAGAAAUGAGUAACCUGGACUUGACAAAAAUCCUUUCCAAGAAAUACAAGGAACUGCCAGAGAAAAAAAAGCUCAAGUACAUUCAGGACUUCCAGCAGGAGAAAGGGAAUUUUGGGCAGGCAAUGGCCAAAUUCAGGGAUGAGCAUCCUGAUCUCAUUGAAGAACAGAGAAAAUCAGAUAUUCCUGAAAAGCCAAAGACACCCCAGCAGUUAUGGUAUAAUCAUGAGAAAAAGGCGUUCCUGAAAGUUCACCCUGAGGUGAGUCCAAAGGAGCUAAAGGAUGCCCUUCGCAGACAGUGGUCUCAGCUAUCUGAUAAAAAGAGACUCAAGUGGAUCAGCAAAGCCCUGGAGCUGCAGAAAGAGUAUGAGGCAUCUAUGAGAGUUUAUGUGGAGGCUCAUCCAGAAUUGAACUUCGAAGAACCUGCCAAGUCGAUUCUAACCAAAGCUGAGAGACAGCUGAAGGAUAAAUUUGAUGGACGUCCUACAAAGCCACCACCGAAUGGGUACUCGUUAUACUGUGCAGAACUGAUGGUUAACAUGAAAGAUGUUCCGAGCACUGAACGCAUGGUGCUAUGCAGCAAGCAGUGGAAGGUCAUGUCACAGAAAGAGAAGGAUACUUACCAGAAACGAUGUGAACAGAAAAAGAAGCUUUAUGAGACAGAGAUGCAGCGAUUCCUCGAGAGUCUCCCAGAUGAAGAGCGGGAGAGGGUAUUACAGGAGGAGAAGAUCGGAGGCAGCAAAAUAACAAGCAAUGUAACAACAAAUGUACAGAAUAAUGGCCCUCAGCGAACAAAAUCUGGCAGCCCCACUUCACCAGCUUCACCAACCUGCAAGAGUGUUCCUGAGCGUCCACAGCAGCCCAUCUCUGCCAUGUUCCUUUUCUUCCAAGAGAAACGAAAGGACAAUCCCAAUCUAACGGAGAGCGAGCUCACCCGGCAGCUGGCCAGGAUGUGGAAUGAGUUGUCAGAGAGGAAGAGGGAGAAGUACAAGAGGAUGGAAAGAACCUUGAAAGCAGAAUACGAGCAAAGGAUGCAGAACUUCCUGAAAGAGAAGAAGGAAGCUGGUUCCACAAGGAAAGGGAAGUGGCCUGAAAGCCCCAAAACUGCUGAGAAGAUCUGGGAGCAGACAGUGAUCAAUGAUUACACUGCAAAGCACCGGAAUGACCGCAAAAAAGCUCAAUCAGCAAUGGAGGCUGCUUGGAAGGCAAUGGAGAAGAAGGAGAAGAUUCCUUGGAUUAAGAAGGCUGCAGAUGACCAGAGGAGAUAUGAGAGAGAGCUGUUAGAGGGUCGCUGGGCCCGGACCUCAGCACAGAACUCCAAGAAGCCGAAGUUUGUUGGCGAGCCAAAGAAACCACCAAUGAGUGGCUACCAGAUGUUCUCCCAGGAGUUGCUGACUAGUGGGGAGCUCAACCACUUCGGGCUAAAGGAAAGGAUGGUGGAGAUUGGGAAGAGGUGGCAGAAGCAGAGCCAGGCCCAGAAGGAUGGCUACAAAAAACUGGUAGAGGAGCAACAGCAGGAGUACAGAGUGGAGCUUGAAACGUGGCUCAAAUCCCUAUCUCCUGAAGAACGGUGUGUGUAUGAGGAAUAUACAACGGCAAAACGAAAAGGCCAGGGUAAGCCAGGGGGCCCUGCUGCCAAAACAAGGAUGACGUCACACCUCACAUCGGAAUCAUCUGAAGAGGAUGGUGAAGAUGAUGAUGAGGAAGAUCCUGAGAGAAGUGAUUCAUCUGAUUCUGAUGAUGAUGGUGAUGGCUCCUCAGCCUCAUCUGAUAGCGAAGCAAACACUGAUGAGGGUGAGGAUGGAGAGAAUGACGAUGAUGAUGAUGACGAUGAUGAUGAUGAUGACGACGAUGAUGAUGACGACGACGAUGAUGGAAACCAAGCAAAUGCCAGCUCCUCCUCAUCCUCCUCCUCCUCCUCACAAGAUGAUUCUGAUUCUGACUCUGAUUCUGACUGAACCCCCUCCCCUAUCUCCCAAGGCCAGUGAUUGUGGAGUGUCACUGGAAGGAUUAGGAGAACUCCUUACUCUGGAGUACAGUUACUUUAACAUUAUGGUGGGAGCUGAAUGACUGACAGUGUUUGGGCAGGCUGCUGUCCUGUACUCACUGCCACAUAGACUGCACCAGUGUUCUCUCACAGUCAGAGAGUACUCUCCAUGAUCCACUACCGUAUCCAUGCAGUCUCUCCAGAUCAGAUUGUCUGCUCCAGCACCAACUCUCUUGAUCUGCUGUAAAUAAACUUGUUUGUUGAUGUGAUCAGCCACGCAGCAUUUUAUACUUAGAAGUAGAAAGUGAACAGUCAAAGUGAUAUAAUUUUAAUUGGUUUGUUUUAAUCUUCCAUCAGUCACUGAAUUUUCUGGAUUUCCGUCUCUGCUGUUUGUGCCAUUCCUUGGUUACUGGACCAUCUUGAAACCAGUCACAGCUCCUCAGAGACUGUGGCUGAAAACUGGCAGAAAGCCCAUAAGAACAGCAAAAUCUCAGUCAGAUUUAACUGCUUUCCCUGGUUCCACCUUCUGUUUCUCAAAUGGUCGUUGCCAGUUGUCUCAGACAUGAGCCCUCCAUGUUUAAGGCUUUUUGAACCGCUGCAGUCCACAUGCUGUGGUAAACCUAUGGAGGUAAUUUCAGGAAUUUGACCCAGUGACAAUGAAGGAACAACAAUAUACUUCCAAGUCAGGCUGGUGAGUGGAUUGGAAGGGAACUUGCAGGCAGUGGUGUGCCUUUGCCCUCUGGAUGGAAGUGGUUGUGGGUUUGGAAGCUGUUGUCUAUGGAUCGUUGGUGAGUUUCUGUAAUGCAUUGGUAGAUAGUACACACUGCUGCUCCUGAGCAUUGGCGGUGGAGGGAGUGAAUACUUCCAUUGAAUUAGUCAGUAGUAAAUGGGUGAAAGUAGGGGUCCAGAAGCUCCUGAGUAAACAUUGCUUAUCAGGCCCAUCACUAAUAUCCUGUUUCAGGGGAUAGAUGGGUCUAUCAGUACGAGAGAACAUCAGCAUUAAACCUAACCUCAAUUUGGUUAUUCUGAGGGUGCUAGUGAGCGAUGUGCAUUAUUGAAUAUUUAAUGACUGAAUUGUGUUCAGUUGUUUAUGGGAGAGUGCUAGUGUGGUAAUGUCACUGGAUGAAACAUCCAGAACACCACACUAAUGCUCUGAGAACAUGGGCAGAGCAGCUGGUGGAAUUUAAAUUCAAUUAAUAAAUGUGGAAUUGAAAGGUAGUUUCACUUAUGACCAUGAAACUACCACCAAUUGAUGUAAAAAACCACUUUACGGAAGGAAAUCUGCCAUCCUUACCCAGUCUGGCCUACAUGUGACUCCAGACCCACAGUAGUGUGGUUGAGUCUUAGCUGCCCUCUGAAAUGGCCAAGCUAGACACUCAGUUGAAGGGCAUUUAGGGAUGGGCAAUUAAUGCUAGUCUUGCCAAGGAUGCCCACAUCUCUGGAAAGAACAAAGAAAAACAACACUUUUUUAAUGUAAAGAACUAAACUGUUCUUUAUCUAGAUCCCAACCUGGGACACUGCAGAAUAUCAUGGGUUGACAGCUUGGGAUUUCUGUGAUAGAGUAUUGUAUUUGAUAGUUUAGAAGAUUUUUUUUGGCAGUUUUAUAAAUGUACCUGAAUCCUAAGGCUGUGGGAAAAGGUAUUGGGAGAAUCUAUGGGAAAUAUUUGUAGUGUUCAAGCAGAGCUCACCUUGUAUGUGCUGUGAAAGAGACAAAUAUGUCCAAUUCCGUCCUUUGUAAGACAUUUUUAAACUCAUGGUGGAGUUCAGUGUUUAGAAAAUUCCAUUGCUUUUAUGAAGACAACUUGAGUCCUGCAGAGAUUCUGUUCUUACUGAAAGCAGUAAUGAACUUCAUAAUAAACAUCAACUCUAAAUA